Onthophagus taurus is the source of this 692-nucleotide messenger RNA. The record is from RefSeq and is a predicted model, not a curated record. Lineage: Eukaryota; Metazoa; Arthropoda; Insecta; Coleoptera; Scarabaeidae.
CAUCAUUCAACUGCUGGCUGUCCCAAAUUGCCGUCGGGAAUAAUAUAUCCAACGUCGGUCGCAUAAUCCGACCGCGGACAAUUAAUGGCAUUAACCCACUUCGUCCUGAACGGGAACGCACGCCAUAGCGCAUACUGUUCGUGACAAGAAUGACACGAAAACACCUGGUGUACUGUUUGUGUGAGUUUAUCGCCAUUCUUCCGUGAUUAACCGCUUAAGUAAAUUUAAAACCCGUUCAUCGACCGUUACACGUCAAACCAUUCCCAGUACCAAGAGAUCAACCGCCAAGAACAUAUCAUAUAAUUUUCGCACUCACAAAAAUGAUAUACAAGAUGUUUUUGAUAUUUUUAUUCGUUUUAUUGGUGAUGAACGAAGAAGUCAUCGUUUUAUCGGCUCGAACAAGAUGUCGAUGCUGGGAAGGUUAUAGACCUCAGAGAGCGGACGGAGAACUCAAGUGCUAUUCGAAAGAGUUGUUCCACUGGAUGUCUUGUAACGUUCCUAAGCCGCCUAAAUGCAUCUGUACCGGGAACAACGGCGUUUUAAAGGAUCAUUCAGGAACUUGGUGUACGGUGUACGAGGAUGGAAACGAACACAAGAGGUGGCACUGUGAAAAUUCACAAGAAUGGGAACUAUUUUUAAAAAGUAUACAAAAUUUGAGGAGAUCUCGAAAUUUUUAGUAACCCAUUAUAAAU